Messenger RNA from Nannospalax galili (Upper Galilee mountains blind mole rat), 1179 nucleotides. RefSeq names its product sperm-tail PG-rich repeat containing 4 (gene Stpg4). Lineage: Eukaryota; Metazoa; Chordata; Mammalia; Rodentia; Spalacidae. The coding region runs from base 442 to 1179 and encodes 245 amino acids. Gene Ontology annotation, molecular function: histone binding; chromatin binding. The transcript is spliced from 7 exons. Gene Ontology annotation, biological process: epigenetic programing of male pronucleus. The record is from RefSeq and is a predicted model, not a curated record. Gene Ontology annotation, cellular component: female pronucleus; male pronucleus; germinal vesicle.
ACCGCCUCCAAUCGGAUCAAAGAAGCCACACCUCCGUUCUUGUUCCCAGGAAGUUGGGAACAGUCAUAGAAAGUGGGUGACACGGCAGAAUUCUACCUUAAAUAUGCCUACCAACUCCCCCUUCUAGGAUGUGGGAUUGGGGGUGAUUUGAGAGGACGUGAUAGAAAUUGUGGCUACCCUCAGGGUGGAAAAGUCUGCCUAGUCGCAGAUACCCAAGAACCCUGGCGACUCCAAAGCCCCCUGGAUUUUAUGACAUGCGCGUAGCCAUCUCAAGGGAUGUCAGCUUCACUGGGGUCUCAGUGCGCGGCUUCCCUGCCCCCACCUCUAGAGGCCACCUGCAAGUCCCCUGCGCGGGCACAGACGCGCGCUGGGAAAAUGGCGGGCUGCUGGGGUUCCUAGCAACCAGACGCCAGACAGGUCCUGGGGAGAGAGGAGGCUACAAUGGACCAGCCAGCCAUCACCUCCUCUGCGGUACGGAGAGAAGACCUGGGCCAUGGAGAGUCACUUGUCUCGACCUCGAAACAAACCCGGAAGAAUUCAGCUUUUGAAAGAGAAGGGUGGUGGAGGAUAACAUUAACGAAUACUCCAAUACCUGGCACUUACCACUUGAAAACUUUUAUUGAAGAAUCCCUGUUAAAUCCAGUGAAAGCAACCUACAAUUUUAAAAAUGAAGGAAGGAAAAGACUACCUCUUGUGCAAAGAAACGAUCCGGUACUAAUGGAUCUCCCACAGUACAAGCCUCCUGACUUCCUGGACCUGUUAAAGAAGCAGAUGGCCUCCUACUCGUUCAGAGACCAGCCCCGCCCAAAUCCCAGCACACUAGUUGACAAAGAUGAGUCACUUCGGCUUUCCCCGGGGCAAUACGAGAUACUUCCUGAACCAGUUCCCAAGACCACUUCCAGGAGCUUCGUAUUUCGUUCUACAGUUCAAAGAUUCCCACCUAACUAUUUCACUCCUCAUGAAGGCCCAGGACCUGGUGACUAUAACUUGAAAACACCUCCAGUAGGCUCCAUUACUUCUUGUUUUCGAUCUAAGGUACCUCGAUUCUUGCCUACCUGUUCAAAAACACCAGGCCCAGGAGCAUACACAUCUUCCAAACAUUUCCCUAAGCAGUCCCCAACUAUUGCCAAAAUGGGUCGAGAACACAGUCUCUUCUUCAAUAACACGAUUGGCUUUUAA